Pieris macdunnoughi is the source of this 1410-nucleotide messenger RNA. The record is from the annotation of a GenBank genome assembly. Lineage: Eukaryota; Metazoa; Arthropoda; Insecta; Lepidoptera; Pieridae.
AUGGGGGUGAUUAAUCAGGUCUCGUCGUGUGUUAUUGUGGGUUUCCUCUGUUUUUCCACCGGUAUCGUCUUCUGUUGGCCAUCGUCUAUGAUCAAAGUAUUUGCUUCAGAAAAUACAACUUUAAACAGAGUAAUGACAGAGACAGAAAUAUCUCUACUUGGAGGCUUACCGCCCAUCGGGGCUCUUUGUACAAUUCCCUUAACGGGAAAGGUCUUUGACACCUUAGGGCGGAAAUAUACUCUCAUAGGAAUAUCAUUGAGUCAAGUGAUUGGUUGGGCAAUAAUAUGUUCAUUUAAAUACGUAGUAACGGUCCUUAUUGGUUUCUUCAUCACUGGCUUGUCAGCCUGCAUGUACCUUGCAGUACCAGUGUUCAUUGGAGAGUUCAGUCAGGAGAGCAUUCGAGGUUCAUUAACCGCUGGAGCGUUAGUUCUCUUUCCUGUGGGAUCGAUGGUGAGCUAUCUCCUCGGAACCUUGGACUACCACACGAUGAACUACACCUGUCUCACCAUCAGCACUGUGGGAACUCUGAUGAUGUUUUAUUUGCGAGAAUCACCAUUAUAUCUUAUGAAAAAUGGUUUGGAAAAGGAAGCCGCCGUUGUAAUAGCAUAUUAUAGAAGUGUAACAGUUGAUAGUAAGGAGGUUCAAGAAGAAAUUGAAAACAUCAAACGUGCUCUCAACCCUGACUUAGACGAUUCUACACCUGAAACAGAAAAAUUGCAACCCAAUCCCAACAAGCAGCGAGAAAAACUUAGCACCUGGCAAUUUUUGAAGAAGUCCCGUUCUACCCGUCGUGCUCUCUUUGUAUCCCUAAUUCUCUACACCGCAGCAGUAUUCCAGGGUCAAAUAGUGGUUCAAGUGUAUGCAGAACCUUUAUUCAGUGCAGCGGUUCCCAGUAUGUCUGCUACUCUUUGCAGUGUGUUAUUCGCAGCGGUUACAAUUUUUGGAGCUCUGAUUGUUGUUUAUCUUGUGGACAGAUUGGGUAGGCGGCCGCUGAUGAUUUACUCGUCGAUAUUGGCAUCAAUAUUCGCAGCAUCUCUUGGUACGCAAAUCCAAUUCAGUUGGGCUCCCAAUUGGAUGACAGCCGUUUUCAUAUAUCUCUUCUGUUUCUCCUACACACUGGGUGCUGGGACUAUACCUUUUACCAUGAGUGCGGAGAUAUUUUUGCCAGAGAUAAAGAAUUUCGCUACGAUAGUCUCAUUCGAAUAUUCUUUCCUUGGAUGUUUCUUUGUUUUAUUUAUUUUUAAUCCUCUUGUCGCUGCACUGGGAUUGGGCACAUUAUUUUGCAUGUUUGCUGGAGUAUGUCUAAUUACUGCAAUAUUUUGCUAUUUCUUCAUGCCAGAGACGAAAGGAUUAACAGUGGAUGUGAUACAACACAAAUUUUAUUCACCAAGAUCUCAAAAUAAUGUUUAA